Molecule: messenger RNA, 1845 nt
Organism: Linnemannia hyalina
Lineage: Eukaryota; Fungi; Mortierellomycota; Mortierellomycetes; Mortierellales; Mortierellaceae
Source: the annotation of a GenBank genome assembly
AUGGGUCGAAAUUACACUACAGGAGACCCUGUACAUGAAGCACAGCCUCUCCUGAGCGAUCACGAUCGCGAUCUCGACCACCAGCAUGCAGAAGGCAGUGGGUCCUUGCCUCCUUCACCUCCAUGGAUCCCAAAGACAACACCAUUACAGGAUGAAAACCUUGAGGAGGGGCCCACUACGGACGGAGGCCAUCCACUACGAGGAUUGACUGAGGCUGAGCGACUGGCUCUUAUCGAUUCCUUGCCGUGGAACCGCCGGCCAUCUACCCUCUGGCUGGGGCCCUUUGUGCUUACCUUGGCUUUGAUGAUAGGCAUUGCGAUGGCAGCUCAGGAUCAACAAAUCAACUCCAUCAUUUGCAAGGAUUAUCUUCGAGGCAAGGGCGAUCCUGUCAUCGGCGACUGGGACAAGCAGGUGUGCGACGGUGCCGAGAUUCAAGCCUUUGCAGCCAUUAUUACAAGUCAUCUCUCAUCGAUCAAGAACAUUUUCGGUAUCUUUACCAUCGGAUACUACACAACACAAUCGGAUCGUCGUGGCAGGAAGUUCCUGAUCUACUUGUCAUUAGUACCAGGCGUUUUUUCACAGCUGCUUAUUAUACACAUGGGAAAACCGCACAGUAAUCUCGGUCUCUGGCCGCUCUACGUGAACGCAGUCUUGACAGGAUGUCUUGGAGCAGGAUCUCUUCUCGAGCCAGGGCUGAAUGCAUACCUUGCCGACUAUACCUCUAGGGACGAGCGAAGUCUGGCGAUAGGAUAUGCGAUGGUGACCUUGUCCAUCGGGGUCCUUAUCGGUACCGUCAUUGGAAAGGCCGUCUACGAUAGGACCCAGGAUAACAACAUCGUGCUCAUGGUCGCCAUGGUUACGUCUGUCUGUCUAAUUCUUUACACUAUAGCCCUUCCAGAGUCGCGUCCCAAGGAGGUCAGGACCGCAGAGGCCAGUCGUAUGCAUCCUUCCCCUCUUCGCUCCUCCAAGGAGUCGACGUCGUUCCUAAACAAAGCCAAGCAACUUUUGAAGCAGACGUUGGAGCCCUUGUUGUUUUUCCUUCCUGGCAGAAUCGAUCCUACCGAGAACGAGUUGCCCACGCGGAACACGUUGCUCCUGCUUGUCGGAGCAUAUGCAUGCGGACAGUUUGCUAGUAAUGGUAUCCUGGCAGUGUUCAUUCCUUACUCGAAACUGGUCUACCGCUGGGGAACCUCUGAGAACGGGACAUAUAUUAUUGUCUUUGGACUGUCAACCUUAGUGGUCUACCUUGUGAUCUUCCCAGGGUUGCAAUAUGCCUACAAGUACUUUAUCAAGACAACCGAUUCGAUUCAACCCCCUGUCAAGGAAAAUAACAUGGAUAUCGAGGACGUCUCGGCGAUGUUGCAUCACGUCUCGGCAAACACAGGAGUUCAUAUUGCGGAUAUCGCAAUAGUAACAGCAAUCGAGCCAGCAUACGAGCCAGUUGAUAGAGCAAAGCAGGAUGCCAGCAUAAAGAGGGAUCUAUCGUUCUUUGUCCUUGGCGGCGUACUGUUCGCUGUGGGCUUUGUGAUAGUACCGAUGUUUGACACGGACAUCAUUCUUCUUAUCUCAUGUGUUAUCCACUCGUUGGCCUCGAUUGGCUUAACAGCAUUCACUUCCUUGAUGACAGCAUAUGUGCCCUCGUAUCAGACAGGCAAGGCUCUUGGGGGCAUUGCUAUAUUGGAUGCCAUCUUGCAGGCGUCGGCAGCACUGUUGUACGCAUCGAUCUUUGCUGCGACUGCGGGGACCGUUCCGUCGACGGUGUACUUUGUGUCGACGGGGAUGUGGGUGGUGUCGAUUGUGGUGACGAUGAUGAUUUUGGAAGGUUAUCGCCGACGAUGGGCCUAA